AUGUCAAGCAGUCCAAAGGCUGAGCCAGCCGCAUCAUCUCUCUCCGCGUCAACUGCUUUCGAGUGCACGGCCGAUCCAUCUCCAGGCUCUUCGACAACGUCGGACUCCUCGUCCAGUCAACUGCUCGCCGACCUACUGGCACAAGUGCCAAACGACGGGGCCAAGACGGCACGUCACCACGCGGCACUGACGGUCCUCGCCCAACUGCUGCUGGUCAACCAGGACAAGUCGGCAAUGCAAGCUGAAGACCAUGCCAAGCUCCUGCGCGACGCCACCUCUGCACCCCAAUGCGUGGACAUUGCCAAAGCUGCAUUGGACGUCUCCAAGCGUCCGAUGGAUUUAGCAGCCUGUGAAUUCGCGAGCUCCGCUUCCUGCCCGUCCUCAGCAACCCCAGCCUCGACCGAGAAGGAUCAAGCGGACGCUGAGAAGCUGGUGUACCCCAUUCCGUCAAAUGAGACGGAGCGCGUGAGUGUCAUUGAGCAGCUGCGUCUCCACGCCAUUGUUGACGUUCCCGAGCUCAACGUGAUCUGUGCACUCGCUGCGGCCGAAUUGGACUGUCCACACAGUGUCGUCACGCUCGUGGAACGUGACGUGGUGCGACUGCUGGCAACGAACGCGCCCGAGACGUGGGACGUUGGGAGCGGCAACCCGCGGGAACAGACGUUUUGCCAGCACUUUGUCAUGGAGGACAAGCCAUUGCUUGUGCGUCACGCUGAAGCUGACGCGCGCUUCCACCAGAUUGCGCCCGUGAAGCGAAUGAGUCUGCAGUUCUACACGGGGUUCCCCAUAUCCGUCACGGUGCGUGGCCGUGAGCACGAAAAAGUCGUGGUCGGUGCGCUGUGCUGCAUGGACGAGACGUCGCAUCAGAUGACGAGGUCGCAGUACUGGCGACUCAUGAAACUCGCCGACGCAGCGUCCGCGAUCCUCGGAAAACACGCGAACGAGCGCAUUGCUGGCUAA
Messenger RNA from Hyaloperonospora brassicae, 960 nucleotides. The record is from the annotation of a GenBank genome assembly. Lineage: Eukaryota; Oomycota; Peronosporomycetes; Peronosporales; Peronosporaceae.